AUGUUUGCCCCAUCACGGUCAAGUUAUGGAGCUUGCUCCAAGAAUUCACCUCAUCCGAGCCAGUCUAAUGCUGCUGGGGAAGUACAAGCUAUACUCGCAGUCUGGGAAACAGAAAAUUUUCGUGUGUCGUUUACAGCUAAGCCCACACUAAUAAGACUCUCAGAACUAAUUGAACAAGCUACUGAUGAAUUUUUGCAACAUGAUCCUGAUCCUCUGGAUGAUCGUCAUCCAGCCAAAACAUAUCCAUCAUGUAUUCUAGGUCAUCUACUUAAAGUUAUCACUCGUUAUGAAGAAUUCAUGAACAAGCUUAUUGUCUCUUAUUUAAUGUCUCGCGAUGAUGUCGAAGUAAAUAUUGCUUCAGCGCGGUUAUUGCUCAAUCUUACUCCUGGUUUAGAUACUUCCGUGUUAUCUGAAACAGAAGGAGUUGUUUCACAACUCUAUAGAUGGGCGGAAAGUGAUGCAACUAACAAUCAUUUAAGAGCAUACUCAUUUGGUUUAUUAGCUGUUGUCUUGGAUGUGACAAGUGUUGCUAGUAAUCUGAAGUCAUCAAAUUCUGCUCUUAUUCCUAUAGCAUUGCGGCGUUUAAAAUAUUUAUUUGAACGAAUGAGCAGAGAGAGAUUGGAGACCAUACAAGAAUCACAGCCUAAUAAUAAAGAUUGUGUAAGUGAUGUUGGCCCGUUUGUAGGGUUGGUCAACGAAGCAUUCCAUAGUAGUUCGAAAUCAUCUUUGAUUGAUGUUGUGAAAGAGCACGAUACAGAAAAAAUCCAUAAUGAGAAAUCGUCAUCGCCAUCUAUAUCAGCUAGUACCUCUUCCUUUCGCUCUUUUAUUGUCGGAGAAAGGCAAUCAACAUUAAGAAUAAGUGAACCACGAACAGCUGAAGAUCUGAAUCAUACUUCACCACCAAAGAAAAAAACAAAAUUAAGUGAAGAACAGAAGGAUCGUAAUUUAGAAACACCACCUUCUCUGCUUAUUGAAGGGCAAAGUAAUAGUCAGUGGGCUAUUAUGCAAAAACGUCGACUUGGAGAAUAUCGUAUCUUUCCGUUAACAACUAUCAUGGAACAACGCCUUAUUAUUCAAUACCUCACACCGAUUGGCGAAUAUCAAGAUCUUUUGAAAGAAACAUAUGAAAACCGUUCGUUGGAUCUCAUCAUAGAAUAUCUUCGAGGUGCUCAAGAUUAUGACAGCCGCCUUAUGUUUGACGUCUUGAAGUAUCUUUCUGCUCUGCUGGUUCAUCGCAAACUUGCACUGGAUUUUGUGGCUGCAGGAGGUGUAAAUCUUUUGAUUCGUAUAGAGCGAGAAUCACUAGCCUCAGUUGUUGUGGGGACGUGCUUAUAUUAUUUGGCAUAUAAUUCGGAUGCUAUGGAGGGUGUUUGCUUAUUAUCAGAACAAACUUUGGAUCAAAUUGUCCGUUUAACUCCUGUUUUAAGCUAUGUUAUGUGGCUUCUGGAGCAUAGUUAUGAAAGUGGCCGUGCAGGCGCAAGCAUGUUUUUUACUCAUGCAUUCCAGUUUCGACCUAUUCUUGAGCGAUUUGAUGACUUCGAUGGUCCACGACGCAUGUUUAAUUAUAUUUCAACUUUAACUCUUUUGCAAGAAGAUUCGACGAGCGUUCUCUCUGAUGAGCAUAUGUAUACUAGUAUGCAAGCUAUCAGAAACACUUGCACAGCAUUUAGAAGUUACAUGGCUGCACAGGUUUUUGUCAAAGUAGAGCAUCUAAAGCGAACGCACAUGUCUCGUUUACAGUCUCUUCGAGAUGUCAAUAUCCCUUCUUGUGUUCAUAACUUACCUCCUAACAAGGGAAUGCAUCUUGACGACGAAAGUUUGAAAAUUUGUGUUUGGACUCUUAUACAUUGUUUGGGUUUGCAUUCAAGCUGGAAACCUGUUGAUGAGUUGAAACGUUUGGGGUUCAUGCGUUCUAUAUAUUUUCUUAUUGCUAUGGGUAGUAGUUGGAGUGGCACAGCGAAAAUUGAAAUUCUCAAAAUGUCUCUUGAUGUUUUAUGGAUGUGCUCAGUCGUGCCACGCAUCCAAAUGGAUAUGUGUGAAAAUAGUUUCAAAAUUCGAGAACAAGAUGUGAAUGUUAUCGGGUCGAUUCUAGAACUUUGUGAAGGUGAUAUUAUUCCUGAUGCAGAAGUUCAAUUCGCUGCUUUAAGAGUGAUAAUAAAUUGUGUAUGUGGCCCUCUAGAACGACUUAGUGGACGACAGGCUGUAUCGCCUUCUGUAAAUGAAGUUGUUGCGCCGCCCACAGACUCUCGAGGAAGUUGCCGAAACUUUGCGACGCUUGCUAGAAUGCGAAAACAAAAAAAAGCUCAGAUAGAGUCAUUUAUGGAAAAAAUUUGGAGUAUUGUACGCAAAAACAGUGGAAUUAUGAUCUUGAAAAAAUUAUUGUACACAGAAAUACCGAUCACAGAGGCUGAUUCACUUCGUGCGUUAGCGUGUCAGGCUUUUAACGGCUUGGCACGCUUUGAAAGUGUUCGUCAAAUUCUGGAAGUAAUGCCGCUUUUCGCUGAUGGCGAACUUUGUGGUCUAAUGCGAGAACCUGUUAUGCCAGAACGACGUGCAGAACAUGCAAGAUUUUGUGAACAAGCCCAUAUAUUAAUUGAAAGAAUCACUAAGAGGCGAUUUCAUGAAUUUCCCAAUGAUCUAACCAAAGAAAAGCUCUGGAAAUGGCACAUCGUAGCUCAGACAAAAGUUGUUUACAAUGAUCAAGAACUGUUGCAAUUGAUACAUCAACAUUUGCUCAAAAAGGGUUUAUUAAAAACAGCAAACAACCUUAAAGAAGAAGCUAGUUUACCUGAUAUACCUGCUACCCGUAUUUCGAGUCGUUUGACAUCUAUUGGUGCAUUGCCAAAAUGUUACGAAAACACGUUCUCUGAUUUCGACAGUGACAUUGUGUCGAGAAAAUCUCGAAUGCUUGGUGCAUUUCAUCAUGAGAAUCGGCCAGAAUAUGCCCGACCAAAAAUACUGCAGAAACAGAACAUCAGUUCGUCUUCAUUAGAUACUUAUUGGAAUGAUACCUUACCAACAACUUCAUCUUCGAGUUAUUCAAUUGAUCCUGAGAAAAUGGAUAUUGUAGGCAGCACAGGAAGUGACAAAGAUUCUCUAGUGUCAUCAACGAUGCCAGUACCUCCUAAAAAUCUAGACGAAAUAAUUACAGAUUUUUUCAGGAACCAGCACUCAACAUGUCGGAAUCCGGUGUCCACUUGUCCUCCUUUCUCUUUUUACUAUCCACAUCACUGUCCAGAACCUCAACGUAAGCAUUUUGCGCCAAAAAAUAUUGCAAGCCGAUUUUUUAGCCGCUCGAUAAUUUCACCCACAUGGCACAAAGAAAGGAUUAGAGAGGAUAUUUGUUUUGCUUUCAGUCGCUUCCGUCCGAUAAGAACAUUUAGUGAAAGCGAGGAAACGUUUACUUGCUGCAGUUUUUCGAUUGAUGACGAACAUAUUUUAUUGGGCUCCUAUGCUGGCGCUCUGAACUGGUUCAAUAUACAUACCGGUGUUCAGGAAUCAAAUACAGAUUGUCAUCAUAGUGCUAUUACUGGUAUUGAACAGUCAAAAGAUGGCUCACUUUUACUCACGUCAUCAGCAUUUGUCAAACCACUUUCUUCGCUCUGGCGUAUCGGCGAAACUCAGGAACAUUUGAUUAAUUUUCCAGAUGAAUAUUUUGUUGAGUUUAGUAAAACAGUUCAAGAUCGCAUCAUUGGAACGCAAGGACAUAAAGCAACGAUAUAUGAUACAGAAACUGGUAGAGCCGUCGUUCGUCUUUUUGAUGAUCGUUUAGCGAAUAAUUAUACUCGCAAUAAAGCUACAUUUGAUCCGAGAGAUGAGUUAGUGUUAAAUGAUGGUGUAUUAUGGGAUGCUCGGGUGAGCGUGAAAAUAAUUCAUAAGUUCGACAAAAUGAAUACAGUGAACUGUGGAAUGUUUCAUCCGCGUGGAAAUGAAGUGAUCAUUAACUCCGAAGUGUGGGAUAUGCGUAAUUUCAAGCUUUUACAUAGCAUUAACGCUCUCGAUCAGUGCAAAAUUGUAUUUAGCGGUGGUACAGACGCUUUUUACGGAUCUGCCUAUUUGGAUCUCGAAGAAGUUGAUGAUAGAUUUCGACAAACAAUGUCUUCUUCUUUUCGGACUUUUGAUUCAACUACAUACAAAUUAAUAACAACAGUAGAUGCUAGACGAGCUUUGUUUGACCUUUGUGCUGACCACAAUGAUCAGUAUAUGGCUUUGAUUGAAACUCAUGGUAAUUCAAGUGAUUUAUUGGAGUUACGAGAUAAUCUUUGUCGACUGUAUGAAGUUGGAAAACAUCGCGAACCAGAUGAGUGUGAUGAAGAGGAAGAUGGAGGCGAUGAUAACGAUGAGAUUGGUUCAUCAAGUGAAAUAGACUCAUCAAUUGGAGACACAACUUCUACUGAAACUAGUUCAAAUGGUAAUUCGGAGGGGAGUGAGGAGUCGCUGUAUGAAUUAGCGCAUCUGAAUGAUGAGGAUGAGCAGACUCCAGAUGAGGAUCGUGUCUCAGAACAUGGUGAAAAUUCUCAGGGCGGUGGUGUCGUAUUGAGAAUUGGAGAACGAGAAGCUCUUAAUAUCGUCUUUGAUACUGGGACGAACCGUCGUGAUAUCCGAUUACUGCACGCUCUAGCGACAGAAUCAGAUAGUGAUGAAGCAGAUAUUAGCUUCAAUCCCGAUGACGAUCUUACAAAUGGAGAUAUGCACCCGGGCUCGAGUUCGAUUGUUUUAAACCCUGUACUUCGAAAACAGCGACGAGCUGGUCGAGAAUAG
Molecule: messenger RNA, 4761 nt
Organism: Thelazia callipaeda (thelaziosis nematode)
Lineage: Eukaryota; Metazoa; Nematoda; Chromadorea; Rhabditida; Thelaziidae
Source: the annotation of a GenBank genome assembly